This is a messenger RNA of Rangifer tarandus platyrhynchus (Svalbard reindeer), 384 nucleotides long. NCBI's taxonomy places the organism in Eukaryota, Metazoa, Chordata, Mammalia, Artiodactyla, Cervidae. The record is from the annotation of a GenBank genome assembly.
AUGGACUCGGAAAGGAAGCUGAUGCCGCCGCGAUCGCCGUCCGAGAGCGCAGGCAGCGCCCAGCGUCCUCAGGGGCCCCCAAGAAGCAAGGGUCUGACCCCCUCCGCCUCCUUCCAAGGCCACAGGGAAGGUGCACCACACACCCAGGGCGGGCAUCCGAUCACCCUCAGGCCAGAACCGGGGACCACCAUGCGGCCGCAGCUGACUCCUGAGGCGGUCAGGGCUGGGGGCCACUCAGGUCUGCAGGGCCGUCUCUCGGGGCUCACACCUGCUGCCCAAGUUCUGGCUACCGGCGCCAAGCUGCUGCCCCCCACGAUGCCUCAGCAUCCCCCAGCCAUCGUGGAUCAGAAACACUUCCUCCUGGCCCAAUCUCUAAUGCUCUAG